UCAACUACAGAAGUACAAAUUGGGCCCAUGAGACUGACACAAGAUCCAAUUCAGGUUUUGCUGAUCUUUGCAAAGGAAGACAACCAAAGUGAUGGUUUCUGGUGGGCUUGUGACAGAGCUGGAUACAGGUGCAAUAUCGCCCGCACUCCAGAGUCAGCGCUUGAAUGUUUUCUUGAUAAGCACCAGGAAAUAAUUGUCAUAGAUCACAGGAACUCCAGAUAUUUUGAUGCGGAAAAUAUCUGCAGGUCUAUUCGUGCCACAAAACCAUCAGAGCACACUGUAAUACUUGCUGUGGUUCCACACACAUCUGCUGACCAAGAAGAGACUUCAGUUCUUCCCCUUCUUAAUGCAGGCUUUGAUAGGCAAUUCAUGGAGAAUAGCAGCAUAACUGCUUGUUACAAUGAACUGGUUCAAAUAGAACAUGGGGAAGUGCGAUCUCAGUUCAAAUUACGGGCUUGUAAUGCAGUGUUUACAGCAUUAGACCAUUGCCAGGAAGCUAUAGAAAUAACCAGUGAAGAUCAUGUCAUUCAGUAUGUGAAUCCAGCCUUUGAACGGAUGAUGGGGUAUCACAAGGGAGAGCUUAUUGGCAAGGAACUGACUGAACUACCAAAAAGCGAUAAAAACCGUGUGGAUCUUUUAGACACUAUCAACACAUUUAUCAAAAAAGGAAAGGAAUGGCAAGGAGUUUAUUAUGCAAGAAGAAAAUCAGGAGACAGUAUCCAGCAGCAUGUGAAGAUAACACCUGUGAUUGGUCAAGGAGGGAAAAUAAGACACUUUGUGUCCCUCAAAAGGCUGCACUGCACCAAUGAAAACAACAAGCAGCUCUGCAAGGGUCACCAUGAUGAGAAGUACACGGGAGACAAUUCUCAGUCAGAAUCCCAUUCCUUCAAAUGCAAGAACAGAAGGAAAGACUCAGCUGAUAUUAAGUCAAUAACGUCUCAAAGUAGUGAUGCUCCAAGUUUACAGACUCGAAGGUUCUCUUCUAUGGCAAGGAUCCACUCAAUGACAAUAGAAGCUCCUAUCACAAAGGUUAUUAAUAUAAUUAAUGCUGCCCAGGAAAAUAGCCCCAUCACAGUAGCGGAGGCCUUGGACAGAGUUCUGGAAAUCCUGCGGACGACAGAGCUUUACUCCCCUCAGCUAGGUACCAAAGAUGAAGAUCCUCACACAAGUGAUCUUGUUGGAGGCCUGAUGACUGAUGGCUUGAGAAGACUGUCAGGAAACGAGUAUGUGUUUUCUAAGAAUAUAAACCUGAGCCAUAGUCACCUUUCAGUGCCAAACACCAUCAGUGAUGUUCCACCCUGCAUUGCACAGCUCCUGGAUAAUGAGGAAAGCUGGGACUUCAACAUUUUCGAGUUGGAGGCCAUUACAAAUAAAAGACCAUUAGUGUAUUUGGGCUUAAAGAUUUUUGCCCGGUUUGGGGUCUCUGAAUUUUUAAACUGCUCAGAAGCAACACUGAGAGCGUGGCUGCAGGUGAUUGAGGCCAACUACCACUCCUCCAACUCAUACCACAACUCCACACACGCAGCAGAUGUCCUGCAUGCCACUGCCUUCUUUCUUGGGAAAGAGAGAGUUAAGGGAAGUCUUGACCACUUAGAUGAGGUGGCUGCAUUAAUAGCUGCCACCAUUCAUGACGUAGACCACCCUGGACGGACAAACUCUUUCCUGUGCAAUGCAGGCAGUGAAUUAGCUGUCCUUUACAAUGAUACAGCUGUAUUAGAGAGUCAUCACACAGCACUGGCAUUUCAGCUUACAACUAAAGACAGCAAAUGCAACAUUUUCAAGAAUAUUGAUAGAAAUCACUACCGGACAUUGCGUCAGGCCAUUAUUGAUAUGGUUUUGGCAACAGAGAUGACAAAGCACUUUGAGCACGUGAACAAAUUUGUGAACAGCAUCAACAAACCAAUGGCAUCUGAGGAGACCAGCUCACAC
Molecule: messenger RNA, 1929 nt
Organism: Apaloderma vittatum (bar-tailed trogon)
Lineage: Eukaryota; Metazoa; Chordata; Aves; Trogoniformes; Trogonidae
Product: high affinity cAMP-specific and IBMX-insensitive 3',5'-cyclic phosphodiesterase 8B
Exons: 18
Biological process (GO): signal transduction
Molecular function (GO): 3',5'-cyclic-AMP phosphodiesterase activity
Source: RefSeq, a predicted model, not a curated record